UGCCUGAGCUCGUGCACAUUGCUCGCGGUUGUAGCUGCUAAUUGGUUAGCAUUAAUGUAUCGCUAUCGCUGCUAGUUUACAUUACUCUAUAACUAAAGUUACUAAUUAGCUCCUGUCAAGACCUGUCAAGACAUUUAUUUAUCUAACAAAAGAUAUUAAUUACUAAGACAUUGAAAAUUUACUGUCUUUAUUAAUUAAUUAAAUUAAAUUAAAAUAUUUAUCAAGCUAGCUAGCUGACGAGUUUCUGAACAUGAACUGGGUAGGAGGUUGGAGAAGCCGUGUUAUGAAAAGCAGUGACACGAGAAAACAAAAGGAGUUUUUUGAAAAGAAAAGGAUGCAGAACAGACAUAAUGUCUUGGCACCGCCACCAGCAUCACCUAAGAAGGGCAAUGUUGGCAACAUGGAUUUGCUUACAAUGUUUAUUGUAAACCAGAUCGCAUUAAAGAAAGAACACACUGGUAAACCUAAAUUAACACAUUUACCUAAAUCGAAAGGAAUUCAUAAAUCUAUGGGUGGGGAGUCUUUAGAGCUGCCAAUGAGUCCUUGUUCUCCAUCACGCUUGAGCCUGGCGGAGAGUGAAUCGCACUACAGUGACCAAACACUGGGUUUGAAGAAGAGAAAACAUAGCUUCCUUGAGGAAUUCAGGUUCAAGACGCUGUCACCGCUGCUGGAAACCAACCUGUCUGACAAUAGUACUUCAGCGUGUCAGCACCGGGUUCAGGGCAGUGUCGGUUCCUUUUCUUCAGCCUCACCGUCCUCAUCUGAGGCCUUCAACCUCCAGUCCAGGCCCACUGUACACAUCUCCCCUCCACCACCAACAGAAUCACGCUGCACAAAACCUGCUCAGCCAAUGGGUGUGUGUGAGUAUAAUCCUUGGACAGUGCCUUAUCAAACAGAGGCGUCCCAGACCAGCUUUGCAGAUGGAGUCCAGUUUGGGAGCACCUUACAGAGCAGAGAAAGCAGUGGGCCUUCCAUACAUUCUGCUGAAAACCCAUUUAAUGAUUUAGAGACGAAUGACCAAGAAGAAGAACCACACUUUUUUGGACUUAACGGAGGUGAAGAGCAUGUGUCAGGAUGUGUUGACUGUAGACCCUGCAGGGUACACAGAAUUGUCUCAGAGCAUGCCUGUGAAUCACCAGUAACCUGUCCUCGCGGAGAGGGCUGUGUCACCUCAGACGAUGUAACAAACUCUAUUCCAUCUCUCGGAUACAUUUUAGAAGAGGGAAAAAAGCAGGACGGUGAUUCCUACAUGCAGAUGUGCCACUUUAAGGACAUUCUGACAACAAGCCAAAGUUGUCCAUCAGGGAUGCAUGCUCCAACAAGACUUAUGUCCUUCAACCAGAAUUUCAUGUGUAACCAUGAACAUAGAGAGAGGAAGAGUAAAGCCCAUGGGAUUUCAAAAACCUUGAGCUGGAUCAAUCACGAACAGGACUGCGAGGAGGAUCAGUUUGUUCCCUCUUGUCUGCAGACUAAUACACAAAGUGGUAAAAUGCAUAAAAAGGCAUCUCGCAGGACACAAGACAAGGCGACCCAGACUGCAGGUUUUUCCAGUUUGGCUUCUCAAGAUGCCUCAGUGCAGUGUCGCCUUUUGAAUGCAGCUAGGUUGAGUAUUUUCACUGAGCCCACAACUCACAUUCACCACAGAAGAACACAAAAAUCUCCAACAACUAGGAGGCAGUCUCGUCACAGCAGUGAAAAUCAUGGUAAUCAGUUUGCUCUAUCAGAAAUCCAUAAGGUAGAGUUGAACACCUUCUGGAUGACAUCAGAAAGGGAGCCUACAAAGCAAGGUCCAGAAACAGUCACAGGACAUGAAAGUUUGAGCAAAUCUGAGAGCCAGGCAUGCAUGAAAAAACAUCCAUUACUGCACUGCUCUCACACAAAUGCCCCAGAGCUAAAGGAGCAGCUAUCAGAGAACAUGGUGUUGAGAGGAGAAAGGUGUGAAGGUCAUGAGGAGAAAAGUGUGAAUCAAAACCCCACUGUGAACUCCAGCUGCACAGAGGAACAUGACAAUGCCUUCACUGCUGAAACAGGUGGAGACAGGGUAUCUGAGGGAAAGGGAAAUCUUAAAGAAAUUGCAGACAUUCUGCUCAUGCUGAAGCAGAAAAGUAAGCAUCCAUAAAAAUGUGAGAGAGAUGACUCGGACCUGUUUUGUUUGUUGAAAGUUAGCAUCUGUUAUCAGAAGGUUUAUAGUUGUGUGUGUCACACUGGCUUCCUUUUGGAUGGUUCAGUUACAGUAAUCAAUACUGGAAAUCAAUACUGAAAACCAAAAGCUUACUUCAAACAGUGGACGAC
Messenger RNA from Pangasianodon hypophthalmus (striped catfish), 2292 nucleotides. RefSeq lists its product as uncharacterized. Bases 251 to 2119 code for a protein of 622 amino acids. The transcript has 12 exons. The record is from RefSeq and is a predicted model, not a curated record. Lineage: Eukaryota; Metazoa; Chordata; Actinopteri; Siluriformes; Pangasiidae.